Molecule: messenger RNA, 3915 nt
Organism: Epinephelus fuscoguttatus (brown-marbled grouper)
Lineage: Eukaryota; Metazoa; Chordata; Actinopteri; Perciformes; Serranidae
Product: NACHT, LRR and PYD domains-containing protein 3-like
Exons: 6
Coding region: 78-2756 (892 amino acids)
Biological process (GO): regulation of apoptotic process
Source: RefSeq, a predicted model, not a curated record
UAUUUCUCAGCGCUUGAAGACAGAAAUGCAUUUAUGGGAUCCCUGUGCGGAGAUACUGCUUUACAACAUGAAUCUAGAUGCCACACCUCACAUUUGCACCAUCAGCACAUCAUAACUGGACCUUUCUGCUCUGUGCUGUUGAUUAUUUCAGAUUAGUUAUGCUGGAAAAGGAUGGUUGUAAUUCCUGUUUGACAGCACUCAUGGUUCUGCGAGUUUCCCUCGUGGAUGAACUGGAAGGACGGAUCGACUCUUUGCUGGAAAUCUUAGUAAGUCGGGAGGUGUUCACUCGUGAUGACCGUGAGGAGGUGUUGUGUCUGUUGGGGCCUCGGGCAAGAGUGAGAAAGGUGUUGGAUAUCUUGACAUGUAAAGGCGAGGAAGCAGCUGAGAUUUUUCUCUCAAUUAGCAGUCAUCAGAAAGAGGUACAGACGCACUCCAAUGAAGGCAACACAGAUCAGCCUCAAUCCGAAGAGUAUAACAAAGUCAAACGAAAGCAUAAAGAUGUCCUUGCACGCCGAAGUGAGAGCAUGCUCUUCUACAAUACUCGACACGGAGAGAAAAUCCUUUUUUCCGAACACUAUGUGAAUCUCUUGUUGGCCGAUGGACACCAGGGCUUGGAGAUAAAAAGACACGAGGUGCUGACAUUUGGACAAAAGCGACUAUCUUUGCAGCAGAAGUCAGCAGUGCAUAGGAAAAUCACACCAGCUGAACUCUUUUCAAGCACCCAUGGAAACCGUCCGGUUAAGAAAGUUCUGGUGUCAGGGGUGGCCGGCAUCGGAAAAACCAUCCUGGUGCAGAAGAUGCUGUUCGAUUUUGGGAGAAACAGGGAACACCUUGCAUUUGACUUCAUUAUCCACAUAACGUUCAGAGACCUGAAUCUGAUUGACAAACCGACAAACCUCCGGGACCUGGUCUUGCGUAAAAACAGGCACCUUGCUAAGGAACUGGAUAACAUUUUAGCAAAUGACAACAAACUGCUGAUCAUCUUGGAUGGCUUUGACGAGUUCAGACACUACAGGAGCUGUGACGUAGACGCAUUUGUGACUGAGCCAGAUGAAGAUGCAGAGGUGGUGGAGGUCCUUGGGAGUCUGUUGCAAGGUGAACUGCUGCCGAAUGCUUCCGUCAUGCUGACAAGUCGACCAGCAGCAAUCGACCACAUCCCUGUGGGCUGUAUUGACCGAUUUGUCCUCAUCGCCGGUUUCUCCUUGGCUGAAGUUCAGGACUUCUUUUUACGUUACUUCCAGGACAGUGUCAUUGCUGACCGCAUGUUUGCAGUGGUGUCAGCGAAUGAGCUAAUGCUGACGCUGUGCUACAUACCUGCGUUUUGCUUCAUCGUGUGCUGCAUCCUCAAAGAAAGCAAAAACCUCUGUGGAGAGAGCCCCAAGACCAUGACCGACAUUUACGUGCAGUAUCUGGUGGCCUUACUUCGCUCUCACACUCAAGCAAGAGCCGAAACAUUUCGUCAAGACCAGAAAGCGGGGGCCGUCCACCAGCUGUCAGAUAUCGUGCUAAAGCUUGGUCGACUCGCCUUCCAAAAGCUAAUAGAGCAUCAAACACUUUUCUACAGCAGCGACCAAGAUGUUGCAGCGUUAGAGGGAUGCAGCCUUGUUAGUACCUUCCUUGACAAGACAGUGGCACAAGAGCCUGGCUGCACUGAAGAAGUUUACUCCUUUGCACACCUGACUGUUCAAGAGUUCUUUGCUGCAGUUUUUUGUGCAGUGACAGAUCACCCAUUACCUGAUGCACUCCAGUACACUGCAGGUCCAGGGGAGGGCUCCAACACUGGACAUUUAGACCUUUUCAACCGCUUCCUGUCUGGAAUCCUCUCUGAACGCAAUGCUAAUCUUCUGUCGAGGCAGGUGGGGCUGUGCUGCCAUAAAGACAAAGUAGACACCUGUCGUCAGAAGAUCAUCAGAGAGCUCACAAUGCUCUGUGAGAAUGGGGAACAUGUCCUAAACCAUUUACACUGCCUGUUUGAGCAACAGGACCCUUCUUUGGCCCUUGCUGUGCAACCAAAGACACUACGAGUUAAUGUUAGUGAUGGAGCACUCACCCAAAUGGAUUACAAUGCUAUCAAGUACUUCCUAAACCUCACAAAGGGCACAAUAUCAGAGCUGGAUCUUACAGGGACAGGAGUGAGCUGUGAGGCACUCAGAGAUAUUCAGCCUCUGCUGCUCAGGUGUGACAGACUUUGGCUUGGAGAAAACAACCUCGACAUGGACACAGUUCAGGUCAUCGCUGAUGUGCUGAAAGUGUCAGACAAUGUAACCCAACUGGGACUUGGAUGGUCAGACAUCGGUGAUGAUGAACUUCUGGCUCUGUCUAGUGCCAUACGGGUGAAGAGAAAGCUUGAGGAAUUGUGGAUGGAGGGAAACCGAGUGAGCUCCAGAGGUCUGCUGUCACUUAGUGACUUGACCCCAAACCCUCUGAAAAGAGUUGUAGCUAUAUGGAAUGACGUGGCUGACACAGACCCAGAGUCCUUCAGCACCCAGGAAAGCAUAACUGUGAGCUUCACAGAUGACGAUAUGUGGGAGGCGUGGGGGGAAUGGGUCUUCAAAAGGUGUGAGGUCAGCAGCAACGAGAAGUUGGUGACGGUACUCCACAAAGUGUGCAACAUAUCAGUGCACUGCUUAGAAACCCAGUGGGCGAAGACUUUCUACAAGCAGCUAUCGCAGCUCAUCAAGCACAGGAUUGAGGGCUGCACCGAGGACGACAUGUGCAAGAGGCUCAAAAAGUUUGAGGGCAUUUUGGACCUCUGACAGACAUCGCUAACCUCAAGUCAUAAGCUACAUCAAAUGUCUGUUUGACGCAGAAUGCUUUGAGCGUAACAAACUUUUCUCUCCUUUUAAUAUUUGUAUUUGUAUCUUUAACAUUUGUAUUUAUCUAUUUGUAUUUAUUUUGUUUAAUAUGCACUGUCACUCUUCACAGAUGAAGUUUCUAACAGAAAAAUAAAGUUCUUUGAAUUGAAUUGAAUUGAUUGUGGAGCACAAACGGGAAAAAACAGGGUACUGUUGAAGCAUGCAGGACAAGUCUUCUUCAUGCUUAAAGCACAAAAACAAUACAAAAUCAGAGGUAAGAACCCUUCUUCCAACAUUGCCUAGACACAAAUUAAACAUGCUUUUAAAGUAAAACUCAUCAGACAUAACCCAGCUGGCACCGGACGUCACUAUGUCAAUAUAGCAGAUGUUAAAUUUUGGUUGGAAUGAAACGAUAUUGACAAUAUAUUAAAGGUCUAAUGUUUGACUUUCACAUUGUGUGGAUGUUAACAUUAUGAUGUCUUGCAUUUAUGGGUCUGUUCUCCAUGUCUUAAGACUAAAUGUCGUUAUUGUAUGUGAAGAUGAUGUUGGCAUGAGAUGUUUUUAAGACACUUGAUGUAGGUUAUUUAAAAUUUACCCAUUAACAAUGUCUUGCUAUGUUGGUGGCCAGGCGACCUAGGAAUCCACAGUUGUAACUUAUUUGUGUGUGCGUAGGAUAACAUUACUAUUGCAGUAAUCAGUUGGGUGAUGGAGGUUAAGGUUAGCCCUACUGAUAGAAUCAGUUGUGUGUUCAGAGAGGAAAAGGAAGUCGUGGCCCGUACGGGGAUCGAACCCGCGACCUUGGCGUUAUUAGCACCACGCUCUAACCAACUGAGCUAACCGGCCAUGUUUGUAGAAAAAAAAUGUUCAGGAUUUGAUACUAAGUACAUAUGAUAUAUUUGUCCACUGUGGUGUCCAGAUAAAGCCUGUAACGCCGUGUUUGUAAGUGUCCCUUAACGUUACGUCUGUUAACGUUACGUAGUGUCCACACAUCUUACGUACAGAAAAAAAGUAACGGUUGAAAAUGAAAUGAAAUACGAGUUGAUUUUCAGAAUAAGUUAACCUAACGUUACUGGAAAAAAACAUGUAGAGCUCGGGUAAAGUCUUAUUUUCCUUUUCCAAA